Molecule: messenger RNA, 222 nt
Organism: Tetrahymena thermophila SB210
Lineage: Eukaryota; Ciliophora; Oligohymenophorea; Hymenostomatida; Tetrahymenidae
Exons: 2
Source: RefSeq, a predicted model, not a curated record
AUGUCGCUACUAAUGCUAGUUAUGGUGUAAUAAUCGAAAAAUUCAAAAAAAAUAUUUCCUAAUUUAAACGAUAAGACAAUAAGUAUAAAAAUAAGAAUGAUAUUUGGAGAUAAUUCUUAAUUCUGGGUAUAAUAUAUGCUGCAAAAGAGGUUAAAUGAGUCAACUGAAUAAUAAGCUAUAAAAUAACUCCAAUCAAGAAUAACGACUUACUAUUCUUAGUGA